This is a messenger RNA of Arachis ipaensis, 1569 nucleotides long. The record is from RefSeq and is a predicted model, not a curated record. Lineage: Eukaryota; Viridiplantae; Streptophyta; Magnoliopsida; Fabales; Fabaceae.
AGCUCAGUGAUAGAAGAGAUGCAUAUUGGAGUGCAUUUCCCAACGGGUUCAGACACACGCUCUCUAUUCUCUUCUCCAACCAAAAAUGGCUUCCAUAACUGAUUUCGAAUCCCAAGAAACCUAAUAAACUAACUCCCCAAAAACAAACAGCACCGCCACCACCAGAAGAAGAGAGCACCCAAAAAUCGAAUCAUUACAGAAACACUCUUAAGGAACCGAAGCCAUGUUGGGAAAAGUGGUUCUCUCCUUCGUCUUUGUGCUCCUUCUCCUAAUCUCAUCCGCAAUUUUCAUUGGCCACCCCGAUAUUCGAUCCCAUUUCGUCCUAAAAUCGCUUAAUCAACCGGUUCAAUGUGGACCCGAACCGCCUAUUCGGGUUUACAUGUACGAUCUUCCACGCCGCUUUAACGUUGGCAUGCUUAACAGCCAGAGCACGGAGGAGACUCCGGUAACCGCCAAGGACUUUCCGCCGUGGCCCGAUAACUCUGGCCUGAGGAAGCAGCACAGCGUCGAGUACUGGAUGAUGGGCUCGCUCCUCUACGAACGCGACGGCGACAGCGUUGAAGACAGCAGAGAUGCCGUUAGGGUUUCGGAUCCGGAACUCGCAGACGCGUUCUUCGUCCCGUUCUUCUCGUCGCUGAGUUUCAACACGCAUGGCCACACCAUGACGGAUCCGGAUACCGAGGUUGAUUUGAUGGAUAUUUUGAAGAAGUCGGAAUACUGGAAAAGGUCUGGAGGUAGAGACCAUGUAUUUCCCAUGACACACCCCAACGCCUUUAGGUUCCUCCGAGAUCAACUGAAUGAAUCUAUUCAAGUUGUUGUGGAUUUUGGCCGCUACCCCAAAAAAAUGUCUAAUUUGAACAAAGAUGUGGUGUCACCCUAUGUCCAUGUUGUAGAUUCUUAUACUGACGACGAUCUUCAAGAUCCAUAUGAGGCUCGUUCCACGUUGCUUUUCUUCCGAGGCCGGACUUUGCGGAAGGAUGAAGGCAUUAUCAGGGCAAAACUAGCAAAGGUGUUGGCUGGUAUUAAUGAUGUUCACUAUGAGCAAAGUUUUGCAACGGGAGAAAACAUAAAAGCGUCAGCUCAAGGGAUGCGUUCAUCAAAGUUCUGUUUGGAUCCAGCAGGAGACACACCAUCAUCUUGUCGUCUUUUUGAUGCAAUUGUCAGUCACUGUGUUCCUGUCAUUGUGAGUGAUCAAAUUGAACUCCCCUUUGAGGAUGAGAUUGACUACACCAAGUUCUCGGUUUUCUUCUCUUUCAAAGAGGCAUUGCAGCCUGGUUACAUGGUCAAUCAGCUUCGUCAAUUUCCAAAGGAGAAAUGGACCGAAAUGUGGAGGCAGCUCAAAAACAUCUCCCAUCAUUAUGAAUUCCAAUACCCUCCAAAGAAAGAAGAUGCUGUUAAUAUGUUGUGGAGACAGGUCAAGCACAAGAUUCCUGCAGUCAAACUUUCUGUUCAUAGAAGCCGAAGGUUAAAAGUCCCUGAUUGGUGGCGGAGGAGGAGAUGAUUCUUGGAUCUUUUUUUUUUUGCUGAUCUUGUAUAUUCGCUCUCUUCAGUUAUGGUGACUAUACCCCC